CAUAUACAUUAAAAUUUAAAUAUCUCCCUCUAGACAAUCCAAGAGUCGCUAAUAUUUUAACCUUGUUAGUUUGGUGAUGAGAGACCCGGACAUGUCCUGUCUUUUUCAUCAUCAACACAAACAUCUCCAUUGUCAGAAAAAAUCAGUAAUAAUCAAACAUUUAUUUUUAUUUAUCAAUAGCGAACAUUAUGCAAAUUCAUAACAUAUAUUGUUUUCGAUUGCACUUUUGAAUAUCCAAGGUUUACAGGGAAGUGAUUUUUUAAACAACGAAGUUUUUUUUUUAAAGUUAAAGUUCUCUAGAAGAUUAUGUGACUGAUGAAUCCCAGUGUGACAUGUUGGUUUUUUUGUAUUUAUCAUGUUCUGAAUUUUCACGUGAACCUUGAAAUAUAAGUGAAUUUUAAAUGUUCGAAAAAUUGUAUUUGCAAUUCGUCCAAUUCAUUAUAGAUUCCGUUGACUUAUUAAUUCACAACUAAAAUAAUAUCUUCAUAUCUCAUUUGAUUAGAAGUUUUUCUCUUCAAUCCUAUAUCCCCGACUCGUAUUACUUGUCAUGUCUUUCACUGCGAAAUAUAUUGCUUUACAAAACAUUAAAAAUUUUCAAACCAUAAACUGUUUACCGCAAUCUCUAUGGAAUCAAAAUAUGAAAAAUGAAAGAGAUGUUGAUAUUAUAAAAGACGGAAUUCUCGAACAUAAGUUUCAGUUUUCGAAUUUAUAUCAACGAUGGACAGAGGCGGCGCGAAGGAGGUAUCCAAAAAUUUGAACAAUUAUAUUUUCCCAAAAUCGUUCGAAGUGAUCCAUCUCAUUUGGUCCCAAAAGUAGGGGAAGGUACGCUCUGCUCGUGUUGAUGAAAGAUGACCUCUAUACUUCAACACUCGUUUUACACUAUGUUUCACAAAGCGUUACGUGAUGUUCGGAUCAGGCUCAAAUUCCUCUCAUUAACGUUCCUAAAAAGUCAUUACACCUCGUAUUCAUAGAAAUAAGAAGGCCUUUCGACCAGUCUUGGUUUUUGCAUCGUGUCUAAACUAAAAUUUUUCUUUUGUAGACAACAUACUGCAGUUAAAAUAGCUCCACGUUAUCAUAAUGGUCCAGUUAUACAUGUAUUAGAUGCAUCAAAAAGUGUUGUUGUUUGUGGAAAGCUUCUUAAUAAAGAUAAAAAAGAUGAUUAUUUAGAAGAAAU
Rotaria sordida is the source of this 1174-nucleotide messenger RNA. NCBI's taxonomy places the organism in Eukaryota, Metazoa, Rotifera, Eurotatoria, Philodinida, Philodinidae. The record is from the annotation of a GenBank genome assembly.